Tupaia belangeri chinensis (Chinese tree shrew) is the source of this 306-nucleotide messenger RNA. RefSeq names its product 60S ribosomal protein L37. The coding region runs from base 1 to 306 and encodes 101 amino acids. The transcript has a single exon. Gene Ontology annotation, molecular function: RNA binding; structural constituent of ribosome. NCBI's taxonomy places the organism in Eukaryota, Metazoa, Chordata, Mammalia, Scandentia, Tupaiidae. Gene Ontology annotation, cellular component: ribosome; cytosolic large ribosomal subunit. The record is from RefSeq and is a predicted model, not a curated record. Gene Ontology annotation, biological process: translation.
AUGAUCAAGGGAACGUCAUCAUUUGGGAAGCAUCGCAAUAAGAUGCACACGUUGAGCCGCCACUGUGGUUCUAAGGCCUAUCACCUUCAGAAGUCAACCUGUGGCAAAUGUGGCUACCCUGCUAAGCGCAAGAGAAAGUAUAACUGGAGUGCCGAGGCUAAAAGACGUAAUAUCACUGGGAGUGGUCGAAUGAGGCACCUAAAAAUUGUAUACCGCAGAUUCAGGCAUGGAUUCCGUGGAGGAACAACACCCAAACCCAAGAGAGCAGCUGUUGCAGCAGUUCAUCUUAAGGAUUUCAACGAUUAA